CGGUAGUGACGAUAACACCCACACAAGCUACACAACAAGAGGGCAAAAUCAAAGGUUACUUCAGUAUUUUCAGGAAUAUUUCUAUGUCUUUAGCUUUUCUCUGCCAAAAACUGUCGAUAGAUCGAUCCUUCACACUGGUCCGCAAAUUGAAAAUCGAAGAGCUUCUCCCCAAAAGAUAAGGGCACACACUGUAAUUAUCGAUGGGUUCAAUGGGCCAAAAGGUAAAAUGGAGCUGGAGCUCAGCCUUAAUCGGAGCAGCAUCAGCGGCAGCAGCAACUUCUCUCCUCAGCGCCAAGCCAAAGGAUCCAACUUUCCACCUCAUCUCCAUAGACCUAACCUCACUCAAACUCAACCUCCCUGUCCUUGACGCGGAACUAAUGCUCACCGUACACGUCACAAACCCUAACAUCGCAGCCAUCCAUUACUCCUCCACCACGAUGUCGAUUCUCUACGACGGCACGGUCCUUGGCACGGCGGAGGUCAAAGCUGGCUCGCAGCCGGCGAGAUCGUGCCAGCUUCUCAGGUUACCGGCGCGUCUCGACGGGAUGGAGCUUGCGCAACACGCGCGGAGGUUCUUUACCGACGUGGCGAAGAGGGAGAUGAAGCUUGAGGCCAAGCUUUGUAUCGAAGGAGCGGCGAAGGUUUUGUGGUGGGACCAUAGUUUUAGGGUGCACGUGGAUAGUUUUGUCACUGUUGAUCCGGUCUUCCUUGAUGUUAUUAAUCAAGAGAAUACAUCUCAGAUGGAUUUGUUUCUUGCUUAACUAAAUGUUAAUAUGUUAAAGUACUGAAGUUUAAUGAUCACUAGAUUUUGAGCUGCACGUUCUUACCGGUG
Messenger RNA from Eruca vesicaria subsp. sativa (arugula), 832 nucleotides. The record is from the annotation of a GenBank genome assembly. NCBI's taxonomy places the organism in Eukaryota, Viridiplantae, Streptophyta, Magnoliopsida, Brassicales, Brassicaceae.